CUCAGACCUGUCGACCUGCGCAGCCCAAGCUAGCAGCUGCCAUCCAUGGGGAACAGCCACUGCGUCCCUCAGACUCCCAGGAGGCUACGAGCCUCAUUUUCCAGAAAGCCCUCACUCAAAGGAAACAGAGAUGACAGCUCCAGGAAGCUGGCCGGCCUGUUUGGCACCGAGGCUAGGCCUGAUGGGGACACCGCGGCUAACAAGAUCUUCCACUACAUCCCCGGGACGGACAUCCCGGGCCUGGAAAAUCAGCCAGAAAAUCUGGAACAGCCAUUCCUGAGUGUUUUCAAAAAGGGGUGGCGGAGGACACCCGUGAGAAACCUAGGCAAAGUUGUGCACUAUUCCAAGGUUCAGCUGCGGUUCCAGCACAGCCAGGACAUCAGCGACUGCUAUCUAGAGCUGUUCCCCUCCCACCUGUACUUUCAAGCUCAUGGUUCUGAAGGACUUACAUUCCAGGGGCUGCUUCCACUGACAGAACUGAGCGUCUGCAGGAUUGAUGGGUCCAGAGAGCAUGCCUUCCAGAUUACAGGCCCACUGCCUGCCCCACUCCUUGUCCUCUGCCAUAGUGAAGCUGAGCUCAGCCACUGGCUUUACCAUCUGGAGAAGCAAAUGGCUCUCUUGGGGGGUCUGAAACGCUGCCACUCAAGCCCCCCACAGAGCUCCCUAGGGGAUGAACUCCCCUGCACACGGCUAUGGAAAGUAUCUGGGUGUGAAUCCAUGGGCAGCGCGAUCUGUGCCUCAAGGGUCAAGCUGCAGCAUCUACCCUCUCAGGAGCAAUGGGAUCGGAUUCUGGUACUAUACCCAGCAUCCCUGGCCAUCUUCUCUGAGGACCCAGAUGGACUUACCUUUAAGGGGGAGCUUCCGCUAAGUGCCAUCCACAUCAACUUAGAAGAGAAGGAAAAGGAGAUCCGCUCCUUUCUCAUCGAAGGCCGCCUCAUCAACACCAUCCGUGUGGUAUGUGCCAGUUACGAGGAUUACAGUCAGUGGCUGCUGUGCCUCCGGACUGUCUCGCACAGGGAUGGGGCCCACCUGCUGCCUGGCCCAGAGAAUUUCCCAGGACUACAUGGACCCACAAAGGCUGUGAGUAGGGGACGAGGUUCACUCUCUUCCAAUGGACGAACCAGCUGGAAAUUAGAGUGUCCAGUGCUCCCCACCAGCCAAUCCCUCCCUGAAUCCUCAGUGCCAACCACUAUAGGCUUCCCUGCCCAGCCUAUACCUAACCAGACCAACUCUAACUGUGUCAGCACUGGGCGAAAGAAGACAGAGCUGAGGCACAGUGGCAGUAGCCAAUCUCCCAGGGGCAAAGUUCGAAGGGAAGUAUCUGGCUCAGCUGUCCCACUGCCCCUGCACCUGGACCUAACCAAGGUGGGUGUGCUGGACUUAGACAGCAGCUCAGAGGCUCAGGACCACUCUUCAGAUAUUCCACACUCCCCGCUCUAUGCUGAUCCCUACACACCACCAGCUACAUCUCACCGCAAGAUUACGGACCUCCAAGGCCUAGAUGAGCAGUUCUUCUGUGCGAUGCAGACAUCACCUGGACCUGAGCUAUCAAGCCCGUUCCCCCCAGUCUCCGUGUCUGUGCCUGUCUCUGACUCCAGCUCUGGAAUCUCCAGCUCUCCUAGGCCUCUGGGCUCCCAUUUGCUCUCCAAGAAAGGUGCCCUGCAAUCCAGAGCUUCCCAGAAACACCGGGGUUCCAUCAAGAACAGAGGGCCACGGCCUUCAGACCUCCCUCAGCUUGUCACCCCUGCCAGAGAAAGUACACCCAGUUCCCUGCCACCUCCCCCAGAUGAAGAGGCUCCCAUCUGGAACAAGACUUCCUCUCCCUCCCCGCAGAAGUGGCCACAACUCAGGAAGACUCCAGUGGAGAUGGGACUCAUCCAGUGGAUCUAAUGAGCCCCAGGUGGGCUGCUUAUCGGAAACAUAACCAGCCAACACCAACCUGGACAAGGAUAUGCAGCCAUACCAGUCCUGUGACCUACAUUAGAUCCACCAGGGCCUCACCCCAGCCGGUUAAGAGAGUCUCUGGAACGCUGAGGAUAGAAGCACCUCUCACUAGGCUCUAACUCAUCAGCUUUAGCAGCUAGAGCAACUAAGAGAACAAACCAGUGAGGGACAUCAGUGAGAUCCUGGAUAUCCCCAGGGCUUAUUUCUUUCGGGAAGAAAGAAUGAAAGUACUGGAACAGGUCUUAGAACUGGGGAACUGCUUGAGUGUGAAACACAGAGCACUAGAAAAGUCAGGUUGUCAAACUCAGCAUGUGACAUCAGAGGACACGAGGGUCAGAGGUCAGGAGGGUGAGAGCCAUCACAAGCAGCAGAGGAGUAUCAGAAGACCUAGUACUGCUGGGUGUGUAGGGUAAGGCUGGUCAGAAAGAUGAACACCAUAAACAAGAAAAAGACUUUA
Messenger RNA from Arvicola amphibius (Eurasian water vole), 2401 nucleotides. RefSeq names its product pleckstrin homology domain containing N1 (gene Plekhn1). Lineage: Eukaryota; Metazoa; Chordata; Mammalia; Rodentia; Cricetidae. Gene Ontology annotation, biological process: positive regulation of apoptotic process; response to hypoxia; 3'-UTR-mediated mRNA destabilization. Gene Ontology annotation, cellular component: mitochondrial membrane; cytoskeleton. The transcript has 16 exons. The coding region runs from base 46 to 1890 and encodes 614 amino acids. The record is from RefSeq and is a predicted model, not a curated record. Gene Ontology annotation, molecular function: phosphatidic acid binding; phosphatidylserine binding; phosphatidylinositol phosphate binding.